GGCCAAAUUGGCCUCCGAGCCAGCCGCAGUGUCACAUAGCCCCUCACGGGCCUCACCAACGAGUUUUCUAUGGAUGCGGCUCCUAUACGGCGUACUUGCUGAACAUAGACUCCCGACUCGACCCGAGCCCUCCUCCGUAACCGCCGCAACCUGACUGUUCCACAGUAUUAGCGUUCACUGUCUUCGGGUCCCAGGCGAUGCUGUGGGCGCAGAUACUCGCGCUAUGGAACCCCCUACCGGUGGUAUCACGCACACCAAUACGACUUUCUCUACGAGGUCCUUCAUCUCGCGCUCCUCGUUCAGCCUAAGCAAGAAAGGGGGUGGCGAUGGCGCGGAGCGGGAACCCAAGGGUCCCUUGGGCCUCACGACACUCUACAUCCCGGCCUCAGAGAAUCCACCUGUGGCUGACCUGAUCUUUGUCCACGGUCUGAAUGGCGGCUCACACAGCACUUGGAGGAGGGGCAACAGCGCCGAGUGCUUCUGGCCACGGGCGUGGCUUCCUGAAGACGACGCCUUCAGGGACGUGCGCAUUCAUACCUUUGGUUACCCAUCCGGGGUUACAAGAGAGUCAAUCAUCAACAUUUCCGACAUUGCUCGAUCCCUUCUCGCUUCUGUCAAGGAUUCACCCUCUAUGAAUUUGAAGUCAAAACAGCCGCCCCUAAUCUUUGUCGCCCACAGUAUGGGAGGACUCGUUGUCAAAAAGGCUUACAUUCUCGGAUCCCGUGAGCCUGAAUUCAAACCGGUUGUCGACCGUGUCUGCUCGAUCUUCUUCUUAGCAACCCCCCACCAGGGCGCUGCCAUCGCACAAACUCUUUCGCGCCUGACGGCUAUGAUUGGGCACCGCCCAUUUGUUGAGGAUCUCUUUCCACAGUCGCCGCUAAUCCAGAGUAUUAGCGAGGACUUCCCGCGAGUUUGCAGCAACAUCCAGCUGUUUUCCUUCUACGAGACGCGUCCCAUGAACGUCGGGGUCAACAAGAUGCUCAUCGUCGAAAAGUCCAGCUCUGUGAUGAAUCUCGCCAAUGAGAGGAGGACAUUUCUUGAUGCAGACCACCGCAACGUGGCUAUGUACUCAACACCGGACGACCCCUCGUACGUGUCGGUCAGAAAUGCUCUGGCAACUGUCAUUUCGUUUCAAAGGGAUACUUCUCGACUCCAAAUCCGAACCGCGGCGCAGGAGGACCAAGACGCUCUCGACCGUUUUCUGGGCGUCUCCGACGGCCCGGAAGACGACAUGAUGAUACAAGAGUCUAUCAAACUUCCCGGGUCGUGUGAAUGGCUCACCAGCAAGAGUUACUACCAGUCCUGGAAAGGCUCCAUGGAUUCGUCUUUCCUCUGGCUUCGUGGACGCCCUGGAGCCGGGAAAAGUGUCCUGUCCAGCCACAUCAUCGGCGACUUGCGCAUCCAAGGCCUAGACUGCUGCUUCUUCUUUUUCCAGGCGCGGGAUAAUGUCAAGUCAACGGCAAAUGGCUGCUUGCGAUCGAUGGCAUGGCAAAUGGCGAAGUUACACCCCGGUAUCCAUGACAGGUUGAAGGCCGUCAUGUCAGACUGGAGAGAUAGUCCGAUCGACAAAGUCGACCCGCAUUCCGUGUGGCGGAAGGUGUUUCUCUCGGGGAUUCUCAAAGUCAAGCUGAACAGACCCCAGUUUUGGGUCAUCGACGCGAUGGACGAAUGCAGGAACGCCGCUGACAUGCUUACGUUCCUCACCCGCAUUCAGGAACACUGGCCUCUAUCGGUUCUUGUCACGUCGAGAGACACGAUGGAUGCACACCAGAAGGGAGCCAACCCCAAAAUCGAUAUACGGAGCUAUACAAUCUUGGAGCAGGAUAGUUUGCAAGACAUCUCGCUCCUGCUCAAAGCAAACCUCCCGUCCCUGCCAUGCCCUGGUUCGGACAAAUGGCGCACCCCAGAGCAGAUAGCUUCGGCGAUUCUCGACAGGUCUCGGGGCUGUUUUCUGUGGGCGUCCAUAAUAUGCUCUGAGCUCCGUCAGGUGACCAGUGAGAGAGAGAUCACAAAAGUCAUCGAGAGUACACCAUCCAACAUGGACGCUGUGUACAGCGAAAUCCUGGCCAAGAUGGAGACCGCACGUUUCGGCAGAGCGACCGCAAAGGCAAUCAUUGCAUGGACGACUUACGCGUUUCGGCCGCUCAGCGUAGCCGAAAUACAAACGCCUAUUGAGAUGGACAUUAACGACAAGAUCGACGAUGUCCAGCGAGCCAUAUCGAGGUGCUGCGGAAGCCUCGUGUAUGUGGAUCAGUACGAAAAGGUCCAACUCGUGCAUUCGACAGCUCGAGAAUACUUCACACGCAAGGGCGCCGAGUCAGACUUCAUCCUCACCAAAGCAGAAGGCCAUCGCAGGUUAGCCAUUGUGUGUCUCAGGUUCUUACUACAGGACUCCCAGAGGACACCCAUCAGGUCGAGGAGACUCGGGUCUGAAAACGAGACAGGCCAGGUUGGCCAUGGCCGCGCGCCGUCACCCCAGCCGCCGCCAGAAAAUCCGGAUCCCUUUACGGACUACGCAUCCAACUUCCUCUUCCAGCACCUGAACCAUGUUCGCUCAAAUGACGAAGAACUACUCGUCAUGCUUUCCAACUUCCUAGCGAGCAACAAUCUCCUCCGUUGGAUUGAGUUCAUCGCCACUAAUGGAGACCUGCGCACCGUUUAUCAGGCGGGCAAGACCCUGAACACACUCCUGCAUCGCAGGGCGCAGCACUCACCGCCCGUGGGUCUUGCGCGGAGGCAGGGGAAGUUCGCACUCUUGGAGAAAUGGGGAGACGACUUGAUCCAUCUGGUGACCAAUUUCUCUGGAUGGCUUAGGCAUUCCCCCAGAGCAAUCCAUCAUCUCAUCCCUCCCUUCUGCCCUCCGGACUCGGCCAUAUGCCGGCAGUUCACAAACCCGGUUCGAGGCCUCAGUGUGCAAGGUCUGUCUUCCCGCGGUUGGGAUGACUGCCUCACGACAAUUACCUACGCUGAAGGAAUGAAACCAAAUGCAGUGGCUGCAGGGCCGGGGUAUUUUGCAGUCGGAAUAAUGAACAUGGCCGGGCAAGUUCUUGUCUACGACGACACCAUAUUCCAGGAGAUACAUACACUCUUUCACCGCGAGCCAGUUUGGCGAUUGGCUUUUGCAGAAAGCGGUCGACUUCUCGCCUCUGCCGGCGCGAGAGCAGUCCGGGUCUGGUCUCUGAUUGACGGAUCGGAGCUGUUAUCCUUCAAGAUCACCUCCUUAUGUCUCAACCUAGGAUUCGUGGAUGAGGAUACCGUCCUGCGGGUGGUGACAAAGCAAAACCGGCUGAUCGAGUGGGACGUCGACUCUAAUGUCUCUGCUCACCAAGAAGCCGUGACAUGGACCGCAGAUCUUCCCGAGACGAUGCAAGGUAGGACCCCUAUGCUAGCCGAGCUCGGCUUAGCUACCCACCUUCUCGCUGUGAUAUACAGAGGCGAGAACGUCGUCUUUUGGGACUGCAUCGAUAACGGGAUCUAUGACACCUACGAAAAGAACACGGGGUCGAUACAUGUCUUCGGCAGUCACAAGGUGGCCGAGGGGUCUACGACCGUCCGUGCUGCCGCGUUUGGCCACGCCCUCGACACCAAUCUUUUCGCAGCCACGUACACGGAUGGCGAUCUUGUUGUAUAUGAUAUCGAUAGAGGGCAGGCCAUUGCCUUCACCGAGGACGCCAACACGAUGGUGCUGGCCGCUUCCCGCGACGGCCGGACCCUCGCCGGAGCCGACUCCAUGGGGAACUUUACGCUCUUCGAAUUUGAAACACUCCGUCCGCUGUACCGCGUCCGGUUUGACACGCAGAUUCUUCCUACUGCCCUCUGCUUUACCGCGGACAGUCUUCGGUUCAUCGAAAUCCGUGGCAGGCAAUGUCGUGUUUGGGAGCCAACCGUCCUUUUACGCACGGAUAUGCAAGAUGAUGAGACUAGUAGUGACACCGUCUCCGUAUCCACUGGACCCCAGGAGGUCGACCAUCAAAUAACGGCCGCCGCGGUCCCCGAGAUAUGCAGCAUCGCUUGUUCCUAUAAGUCCAGCGCGGUGUUCUGUGGAAUGGAGGACGGCUCCGUCUUCGCCUACGACGUGUCCGGACCGGAACCACAAAAGCAGCUUCUGUUCAUCCAAAGCGCGCAAUGGGGCGCCCAUCUGCUCCAUUUUGACGACCGAGACUCACUCCUAGCUUGCGGUGACCGCUCAGGGGCAUUCACAGUGAGGAAUGUCUCGCGACCGGACAGCCGACGAGCUCAAAAAGACUGGGAAGUAGGUGCGCUGUUGUUUGAAGGCCAGACACCAGGUCAACACACAGGCAUGUUGAGGCAGAUCCUACUAUCCUCGACGCAUCAUAGGUUGCUCGUGAGCACUGAGAAGCACGAUACGCUAUGGCCGGUACCAAAACGAGGCGAAGGGGUUUGGAUUUGCCAACACACUUCCCAGGGUCAGAGCGCCGGUUCCCGCUGGAUAAGCCGUCCGGGCUCUCAGUCAGACCGGCUGCUUCUCGUCAGCGAUACAAGACGAGAAUUCCUGGUCUACGACUGGGCAAACCUGACGCUCGUCCAGAAAGUUUCUCUAUCACUGGAUGAAGACAUACGCCUUGACCGCUUUGCUCCCUUGGCUCACCACCAAUAUUUCGCGACGUACACAAAGAUAUCGAAAGCACAGGAUAAGGCUAUGACAACUGCUAGCAAUGCUGCGCAGGGGGACUCAAUUCUGCUUUGGGACUAUAACGACGUUGAAGAUGGCGCAAAGGUUCAUGUGCCACGAAGCAAACUCGACGCGCUUCCCUCCAAAGUAGCGCACAUCAUUGGUGUUUUUGGCGCUCGCCUAGUGCUCUACACGGCAGACCAUUGGAUUGCCUCCGUCGAGCUCCAGCCACCCGUUUCUCCCGGCGAUGGGUCCAGCGCUGUCGUCGACGGUUCUUUCACUCGGCACUUCUUCUUGCCUAACGAUUGGAUCGGCUCCGUGGUGGUGAGUAGGAUGAUUUUUGGCAUUGGCAGGGGAGGCGAGAUCCUUCUUGCUCGGAAGUCUGAUCUAGCGGUGAUCAAAAGAGGACUCGAAGUCACGGAAGAGGGCGGAACGUUCCAUCCACGGCGGCUACACAGCAGCUAUAGCCACUCAUCCGGGGGGAGGAUUCCAUAUCGGCACGGUGCCUCGCCAUCCACUUCUUAAUCCAAACAGGAUCCACGGGAAUAUUGGUGCAUUUUCAGGGCAGGGGGCGAUGCCCACUCUACUAUAGCGAAACCAAAAUCGUAUUGCAAAGAGGUACCCCUGAAAGUAGCUUUGCAGUAACCAAACUACAACCUGACUACCUUGGAUAUACUAGGGUAUUUCCAAUGUUGAUAUCAUCAUGAACGCGGACAGCGGAGCGUUAUUGGCGAUACCUUAAUGAGGACCCAUAAUAUAUCAGCCGGCCGACCCGGGCGUGC
Molecule: messenger RNA, 5415 nt
Organism: Chaetomium strumarium
Lineage: Eukaryota; Fungi; Ascomycota; Sordariomycetes; Sordariales; Chaetomiaceae
Exons: 2
Coding region: 224-5158 (1644 amino acids)
Molecular function (GO): protein binding
Source: RefSeq, a predicted model, not a curated record